AUGGCGACUUACACGCAUUGGUAUGCGCUGCUACUUUUCGCUCUUUUCACUCUUGGAGUAUUCGGUCCUGGUCUCGCAUACUUAUCUCCCACCAAAUAUAUAUGUGCUGGACCUAAGGACAUGGGUAAUGUUUCUACCCAGCUUCAGUUCUUUGGUUCUUUGAGCUCAUGUCUGCAUCGUCAAAAUUACAUGCGAAGAAGCAAGAAGGCAUACCUCGGACGGCGUGCUUUGUACUAUAGUAACAGUACUGCUACGACUCAGCUAUUACUGUUGAAGCUAUCUGGAAACGUGGAGUCUAAUCCCGGCCCUCAGGGGCCUCAAGGAAGUUUUAAUAAUUCUUCUAAAACACUUUGUAGUAAUUGCGCUAAAACCAUGAGAAGGAACCAAAAUGGCGUCCGCUGCUUGUCUUGCCCGGCAGUAUUCCACAUCAAAUGUACGAAAAUGAGCAAGAACGAGCUGUCCUGCUAUCGGAGAGAAGGGAUCUGGUAUUGCUUUUCUUGUACGAUGCCUCAGUUUUCUGACAGCUUCUUUGAUGAUCUCUCACCUUCGGCGGUAUGCGAUUCAAGCUCCACUGGCGAGGUCUUUGAGAUUGCGGAGGAACAUUCAGGAGACUCUGUUGACUGGUUUUUUAGGAACGUCAAUGGUUACUACAAAUCCAAUCUGAAAAUAGGUCAUUUGAACAUCAACUCUUUACAAAAUAAGCUUGACGAGGUCAAGAAUAUUCUUAACAAGUGCCUAUUUGACAUUUUCUUUAUUUUGGAGACAAAACUCGAUGGUACAACCUCAGAUAGUUUUCUCCAACAACCGGGAUAUCGCACUAUUCGACGUGAUCGCAAGAAAGGAGCUGGUGGCUUGAUAGCUUUUGUACGGGAAGAUAUUCCUGUCUGUCGACGACGUAAUCUGGAGCCCGAAUCAGUCGAAUCAUUAUGUCUUGAUGUCAUGGAUUCUAAAAAGGCUCGCUUUAUUGUGUGUGCGUGCUACAGAUCACCUAAAUUCUGUAAAAUUACUGAUUUCUUGUCGUCGCUUACAUCAGCUAUUGAACUUAUGUAUACAAGCCGUCAGGAAAUAUUAUUGAUUGGUGAUUUUAAUAUCGACUUGCUUGUUGGGGAGCACGGUGUUGUUGCUGAGGAUAACUCACUCAUGGACCUUUGUGAUAGGUUCUGUUUGCAAAACCAAAUUAGUGAACCGACAAGGGUGACUGAAAAAACAAAGUCUUUACUCGAUGUCAUUCUCGCUAGCCAUCCGGAACGAUAUGCAACUUGUGGUAAUUUGCAUAUGGGUCUCAGUGAUCACGAUCUUAUCUAUGCGGUGCGAAAGAAUAAAUUACCUAGGGCUAAGGCACGUGAAAUUGAAUACAGAAGUAUGCGACAAUUCGACUUAGAAAAAUUUUUAAAUGACCUAAAAACUAUUCCCUGGAGUUCCGCUUACAUUUAUGACGACGUUGAUGAUCUAUGGCACCAUUGGGCUCAAUUGUACACUGAAGUGUUGGACAAACACGCACCAAUAAAGAAAAAACGGGUCAGAGGUGAUCAGUUGCCAUGGAUAACUCCAUUAAUUCAACGCGAAAUCUCGCGUCGUAAUCGACUGUUUAAGAAACAUGCAAAGAGCCCAACAACAACCUCUUGGGAGGAAUUCAAGAAACAGAGAAACAAGGUCACAUCCCUGAAACGAAAAGGGUUGAAGGCGUUCUGCAUGGAGGCAUCGUCAAACACUAAACAUCAUGGUGAGUUUUGGAAUAAGUUAAGACCUUUGUUGCCAAGCAAAGAAAAGAAGCAAUCAAAGAUAAUUCUGAUUGAGAAUGAGCGUGUAAUUACCGAUUCAUUAAUGGUGGCUGAAAUGUUUAACAACUACUUUUGCGAGGUGUCCAGGAGUGAUGGUGACAGUAAGGAAAUGGUUGAGUUUGUUGAUCAUCCUAGCGUUAAAGUCAUUGCUGAGAAAACUUGUGAUGAUGUUUUUGACCUCGUCCCAGUUGAUGUUGGCUACAUAAGGAAAAUUUUGGAUUCUCUUGACCCUCGCAAGGCUGUUGGGUGCGAUAAGAUAUCUCAGAGGCUACUUCGUUUAUCCUCACCUGUUAUUGCCGAGCCGGUUACCCGAUUAAUCAAUUAUUUUAUCACCAACCGUCAAUGGCCAAUAGUUUGGAAAAGCAGCGACGUUGUUCCUGUUUUCAAGAAGGAAAGUAUGACAGAUAAGACCUGCUAUCGUCCAGUCUCUGUUCUGACUUCCUUAUCGAAAUUAUAUGAGAAGGUAUUGUUCGAUCAAAUCUAUGAAGCCUUUCAUUGGCGACUCUCACCGAACCUGUCUGGCUUUCUCAAGGGUCACUCGUGUUGCACGGCCUUAUUGAAAUUGACUGAAGAUUGGAGAGCCUGUCUUGACAGAAGAGAAGCUGUUGCAGCGGUGGCUAUCGACCUAAGUAAAGCUUUUGACUCUGUUUGUCACCCGCUUCUCCUAGCUAAAUUAAAGGCAUAUGGUUUUACGCAUGAUGCGCUGGAAACUAUGACCGCUUACCUUACUGGACGAAGACAGAGAGUCAAACUUGACGGUGUAUAUUCUUCAUGGAGAACCGUUAAAACUGGUGUACCACAGGGGUCCCUGUUGGGUCCUCUCCUAUUUAAUUUGUAUGUUAAUGAUCUUAAUUAUUUUAUUACUAGUACGUCCUUGAGGCUAUAUGCUGACGACACUACUCAUUACGCCUCUGAUGUCUCACCAACAGUAUUGCAGUAUAUAAUUAACUCUGAUCUGAGCGUUCUAUCGAGAUGGUUCUCAAUGAAUUUUUUACAGAUUAAUGCCGCCAAAACGCAAGCUAUCGCUAUUGGCCCGUCUUCAUACCAAUAUGAUUUCCAUCUUAAUGAUUCUAAUGUCCAUACAAAGGACACACUCAAAAUCCUUGGGGUGGUCCUAGAUAGCAAAUUAACAUUUAAAGCGCACAUAAAGCAACAGCUGAAUAAGGGAUGCGCAAAGGCUUCGGCUUUGCGGAGAAUACCUAGUAAACUUUGGAAUGCGCUACCCCCUAGACUCAGAGAAUCUCAAGAUAUUGCUUCAUUUAAGCGUUCUCUUAAAGCCCACAUGGCUUAA
Molecule: messenger RNA, 3072 nt
Organism: Pocillopora verrucosa
Lineage: Eukaryota; Metazoa; Cnidaria; Anthozoa; Scleractinia; Pocilloporidae
Source: RefSeq, a predicted model, not a curated record